Messenger RNA from Phytophthora infestans T30-4, 258 nucleotides. RefSeq lists its product as uncharacterized. Gene Ontology annotation, biological process: mRNA export from nucleus; double-strand break repair via homologous recombination; proteasome assembly. The transcript has a single exon. NCBI's taxonomy places the organism in Eukaryota, Oomycota, Peronosporomycetes, Peronosporales, Peronosporaceae. Gene Ontology annotation, cellular component: proteasome complex; proteasome regulatory particle, lid subcomplex. The record is from RefSeq and is a predicted model, not a curated record. Bases 1 to 258 code for a protein of 85 amino acids.
AUGAGCAAGCCGGCGGAGAAAACGAACAAGCCGCCCACGGGCAAGGCGGCUCCCGCGACGAACGAGAAGGCGCCGGUGCUUGUGGUGGUGACUGAGGAGGACGACGAGUUUGAGGAGUUUGAAGACGCGGACUGGAGCGGGCAGGCGGAGGAGAAGGAAGCACACAUCAAGCAACAAUGGCAGGACGACUGGGAUGUCGACGAGGCUGACGACGAGUUCUGCAACCAACUGCGGAAGGAGCUUCAGAAGCACAAGUAA